CAUAGCAUCGCAUGGCUUUUCUUUUUUUGGUUAACAUACCAUUGAGGAUAUGUUACGCGCUUGUGUUUGGAGGGAAAUUGGUCAGUUAAAGUUUGCAAUGAUUCUUUCACAAGACAUUAGCAUAUCAGGCCUAUGAUUUGUACCAAAAUAAUAAUACAUACAUAGCUAUUACUAAUAAGAUUUACAAUGAGUCGCAAGUUAUUUUUUUUUUUUAUAAAUAAAAAUAUACUUUUUGUGCGUUGACAAUAAUUGCAACGAGUACUGUUAUACAACGUACGUGGUGUUUUAUGCCACUCUGUUAAAGAGAUAAUCGGCGCGUGAAAUCUAUAGCGGAAAAUUGUCGAGAAAAAAGGAAAUUGUAUAAACACAAUUAUGCGACGACUGACGACUUGGAUUGUUAAUGUGUGCAUAACGGCCGGGCAAACGUAGGCUAUUGUCUUCGCGCGGUGAAAAUGUAUUAUUAUCAUAAUAAUAAUUAUAACAUGAACAUCGAACAAUGAAACCAAACUGAAUUGUAUUGUUUGUGUUCUUAUAAAAACUCCAUGCUUGUACUCGACGAAAGUUAUUUCUGUAAACGAAUUCGGUAACGAACAAAAUGCGGUUCGCGUGUAAAUCUUACAAAUAUUUGUUUUCAAUGUUUUCUGUUUAGAAUUAAUUGUUAAUUCGACGCCAGUGUAUAUUUUAUUGUUAACGAUUGCCGUUAUUAUGGUGUCUAAAGUACAAGUUUUCGUGUUACUGUGCUGUGCAGUGACCGCGAUCGUAUCGUCGUCGAUUUCUCCAAAAAAUAUCCAAUAUUCAAACGCAUCUGACAGCGGCAGAUCGUCAAAUAACUUUAGAAGCAAUAGGCUUACAAGAGGAGCAAAACAUCAGUCCAUGUCAAAAAAACAGAACCGACUGCUGUCAUUGUUUACAAUCGUGCAAUUUGAAAACCAACCAUGUUACUCAUCGUCUGGCGACUCUGGCAUUUGUAUGACCUCCGCAGAAUGUCACCAACACCUAGGAGUGCCAAUCGGAUCGUGCGCCAAUUCCUAUGGGGUUUGCUGCUUAUCCCUGACGACGUGCGGUCAAACCAUUCGGGAAAACGGUACUUACUUCGUAAACGCUGGAUAUCCAGACGGUUUAAAUGACACAGGUACUUGUCAAGUGACUCUGCACAAAGCUUCUCCGUUUAUUUGUCAGUUUAGGUUAGACUUUGAACGGUUUGUCAUUUCGGGGCCAGAGCCUAUUAACCACCAGUGCGAUAACGAUCAGUUCAUUGUGUCUGGAUCAAAUCCCGUGCCUGUAAUUUGCGGCAUGAACACAGGAAGUCACAUGUACGUUGAUGCCGGCACUGGUACGAGCCCUAUCAUACUGACUAUGGUAACAAGUGGUGUUCAGUUAAAAAGAAACUGGAAAAUAAAGGUCAGCCAAAUCGCAUGCGAUUCUACGACAAAAGCCGAUACCGGUUGCCUACAAUACUACACCGGGAUAUCGGGCACGGUCAGAUCGUACAACUACGAACCUUAUUCGGGCCUUCACUUGUCCAAUCAAGACUAUACGAUAUGUUUAAGAACCGAACGGAAUUUUUGUUCUGUACAAUACACCGCAUGCGAUGAUCAGAUGAAUAACAGAAGUCACGCGUUCACGUUGACCGGAAACACUCUUGGCCAAAACGCAGUGCAAGCAAACGUAGGUAGUGUCGGGUCGAGUCCAUGCAACUCAGAUUAUCUCGUUAUACCGUGUGUCUCGAACAAACAAGGGCCCGUGGCUUCGGGCAUGAACACUUGUGUGGACCGACUUUGCGGUGGAACUUUAAGUACAGACUACACUACAAUUCCAACGGCUAUCAUAAGCAACGUACGACCUUUUCGAUUGUCGUUUCACACGAACGGAGUAGAAAUGCCCAACGAUAUGGGCAAUCGUGGAUUUUGUUUAAAUUACAUUCAACAACCGUGUAACGCAAAUUACCCGUAAAUUAUGAUUUUUACACACGAUGGAUUUUUAUUUAACAAAUUGUAU
Messenger RNA from Adelges cooleyi (spruce gall adelgid), 1998 nucleotides. RefSeq lists its product as uncharacterized. The coding region runs from base 706 to 1953 and encodes 415 amino acids. Lineage: Eukaryota; Metazoa; Arthropoda; Insecta; Hemiptera; Adelgidae. The transcript is spliced from 9 exons. The record is from RefSeq and is a predicted model, not a curated record.